This is a messenger RNA of Bactrocera oleae (olive fruit fly), 496 nucleotides long. NCBI's taxonomy places the organism in Eukaryota, Metazoa, Arthropoda, Insecta, Diptera, Tephritidae. The record is from RefSeq and is a predicted model, not a curated record.
UUUUCUUUACCGUUAUUUGCAGUCGAAGGAGAAAAUGAUGAAAGGGGUACGUCGCGGCUGCGUGCGCCUCAAAGAUGCUGUUAUCGGCAUAGACGACCAAGAGGAUAACACCUUCACAAUAACUGUGGAUCACAAAACAUUUCACUUUCAGGCGCAACACAGUGAAGAACGCGAAAAGUGGGUUAGACGACUUGAGGACACCAUACGACGGCAUGCGAAUCGCUCUCGUCUGUGGGACAAUCAAAGCACUUUCUACCUUGGCGGCUAUCAGAAAGAUGUGGUAGGCAACAAACGUGCCAACCACUUGGAAUUACUCGGUCGACGUGUAUCGGAAGCGGACGCAUACUUGCAGUUGAUCAUCGAGCAGACGAAUAAAAUCAACAAACGCAUUGAGGAUAUAACGGAUGCUGAGGAAAAGGCCAAGUGCAAAGCGCUGCAGGAUAAUGCCAAUGUGAGUAACAGCAGCAGGAGUCUGCACUGAAUUUUCUCUUUUACA